CGCAUGCAGCACCGGUUUAAAAGUGCUGCCAACACAUCGCGCGCAUUGCAUCUCCUCCAGUAUCUGCACAGAGAAAGCAAUGUCCCCCUCUCCUCGCGCCGCUACUGAUGCGCUCGAGGAAGUCCGGUGAUUGGAAGUCCCAAUCACCCGCAGACAUGCGAGGUGCGUGUCUGUGGCUGUCCCUCACCUAUUUGGCCGCCAACCCCUACGGGUUGGGGGCACGGGAAUACAACAACUCAACCGUUAUCGGCGGGGUUCUAUUUGUGGAUGCAGAAGGGCUGUUGAACCUGUCAGACCCGUACACGUCCAACCGGACAAAUGUCUUCUCGCUGGACCUGGACGAGGGCACGCUCGCGGACUGGCGCUCCAUGGCGGGUAAAAAGCGCUACGGGGGAGAGUCCCAGAACGGGACCGUGAAAUCCCUACUGGUCGUGGCUUACUCUGUCAUCAUUGUCAUCUCGCUGUUCGGAAACACGCUGGUGUGUCACGUGGUGAUCAAGAACAAGCGGAUGCACUCCGCCACGAGCCUGUUCAUCAUUAACCUCGCGGUGGCAGACAUUCUCAUCACGCUGCUCAACAUGCCCUUUACUUUGGUUCGCUUUGUGAACAGCAGCUGGGGGUUCGGGAAGGGUAUGUGCCACAUCAGCCGGUUCGUCCAGUACUGCUCCCUACACGUAUCCACACUCACUCUCACUGCAAUCGCGCUGGACAGACGCCAGGUCAUUCUCCACCCUCUGAGGCCCCGCAUGUCCCCGACUCGCGGCGUUGUGUGUGUGAUUCUCAUCUGGGUCAUGGCCAGCUGCUUCUCCUUGCCUCAUGCUAUCUACCAGAAGCUCCUAACCUUCGUGUACAGUAAGGAGAAGGUGCGCAGCCUUUGUGUCCCCGACUUCCCCGAGCCCUCUGACGUCUACUGGCAGUGCAUCGACCUCCUCACCUUCAUCCUCCUCUACGUCCUACCCCUCCUCAUCAUCACGGCCGCCUACUCAACCGUGGCACGCCGCCUGUGGCGCCGUAACACUAUCGGGGACACCACCACUGCGCAGUUCGCUGUGCAGCGGCGGAAGCGGCGGCGCACCCUGGCUAUGUUGUUGGCGGUUGUUGGGGUGUUCGCGGUAUGCUGGUUCCCUCUGAACUGUUACGUGGUGCUUCUCUCCAGCCAGGCCAUUCAGUCAUCCAAUGCCUUGUAUUUCUGUUUUCAUUGGCUGGCGAUGAGCUCAACGUGUUACAAUCCCUUCAUUUACUGUUGUCUGAACCCCGCCUUCCGCCAGGAGCUAAGGCUGCUAUUGGGCAUGUGCCAGAGGAGGGGGCGUGGAGGGGUGGGGCCGGUGCUGGUGGCUCCGCCCUCCUGCGCACCCUGCCACAGAGCCGCCUGGCCGGAGAGCCGCACCGGUUUUCGGCCGAGUCACGCCUCUUCACACCCGAGCCACGCCUCUUCUCGACCAAGCCACUCCUCAUCCUCUCACCAGCCUCCUAAAGACAGGCAUGUCCUUUUCUCCGCUAGACAUGCCCGUAAAACAGACAUCUUAUCGGUGGAGCCUAUAGUAGCUGUCAGUUAACUACAACUACCAGAAGGCAUUUGGGUUGGGAUUGAGUGAAUGAUUGAGUGUUUUUUUGACAAUUAAAGAUGUAUAAAGUUGCUGCAUUUGGUGGUGAGUCCUGUUGAAGGACUACGUUGUUAGCCAAAGACAGUGGGGGCUCUUGAACAGGAAAUGUGAGAUCUUUAAACUUUCAUGACAGCGCCACCUUCAGGAGGAAAUGUCUCACAUGGAUAGGAGUAGGGGUUGGGGAGGUCUAGCAACAAAUGCAACACCCAAACCAGCAACUACUCUGUUAGCAUAUACUGUAUACACUGAGUGUACAAAACAUUUAAGGACACCUUUCUAAUAUUGAGUUUACACCCCCCCUUUUGCCUUCCGAACAGCCUCAGUUCGUCGAGGCAUGGACUCUACAAGGUGUCGAAAGUGUUCAACAGGGAUGCUGGCCCAUGUUGACUCCAAUGUUUCCCACAGUUGUGUCAAGUUGCCUGGAUGUCCUUUGGGUGGUGGAACAUUCUUCAUACACACGGGAAACUGUGUGUACUACCAUACCCUGUUCAAAGGCACUGAAUGGCACACACACAAUCCAUUUCUCAAUUGUCUCAUGGCUUAAACAUCCUUCUUUAACGUCUCCUCCCUUUCAUCUACAUUGAAUGAAGUGGAUUUAACAAGUGACAUCAAUUAGGGAUCAUAGCUUUCACCUGGAUUCACCUGGUCAGUCUAUGCCAGGGAAAGAGCAGGUGUCCUUAAUGUUUUGUACACUCAGUGUAUAUUAGCAGAACUGUAUUGUCGCGGCAUAGACAGUUCUGCUUUGUCUCGGGACCGCAUUGCACCACAACCUGCAAAACUUCUCUGCCUCUCUUUUGGUUCUGUCUAUUUUGCCUCGCUUUCUAAAUAAUUCACAGAUAAUUAUAUCCUAAUUAUAUCCGACAUUGGACAUCAAAAGGCAGUGACACCACCUUGGAAUUUUGUCAUUUCAACAGCUGCUGUUUAUUCCAUAAUGCGUUCCUAAAAAAAUGAUAUUGUCUUUAUUUCCACCGAUCGCCCACUGCACACAGAUUAUUGAGUGUUGUGGUGUGUCCCUGCCAGCUUUUUAUUUCAUUGUUGUUGAAGACAGAACUAUCUAACCAGUGGGGAUGAAGACUGUGAGGGACACAUUCCCCUCCCCGAGUUUCACUGCGGGGGGGCUGAUGGAGCUAGAGUUUGACGGAACAAUCUGUAACUUUCACUUCCAGUCGGAAGUGCUAUCCCUGCACGUUUGUAUACUGUGGCGUUGGGCCUCGCUCGGCAAAUGUAACUGAAGGUGACCCACAGAAUUUCAGUAACUCCGUAGCAGGUUCUGUACAUUUGCCGAGAUCCACUCCUGAAGUUUACAAUCACGUGGCGGGGCAGCGCUUUUAACCAUUGACUGUGAACGAAAGUAACAGACCGAACCUUUGAGAUCUGAUAGAGUUCAGGACCGGGGGAAAGAGGAAAGCUGUACUUGACGGAAGGUGUAUACUCAAUAUGCUCGUCGACAGGGAUGAAGUAAUGGAGGUGGGGUGAAGAUCUUUUACCGCAGACAUUUCCACCCUAAAUCUGCUGGCAGUCCCUGUAUAAGAUACAAGUUGAAACAUGGACAGCUGGCUGCACACAUGGUGAUAGCUAUUAAAGAUAUUCUCCGGCCCUUUUGUGGUCCCCGAAAAUUGCGCAGAUAUGUGCACCGCGCCAUUGCUGUCUCUCGCUCUGCUGUGUGUGAUUCUUGCUAGCUGUCACUCAAAUGGCGAGGGGUUGAAGCUCAUUGGCCGGAAACUGCUAGAGGGCUGGCCCAUGUGGGGGUAAAUGUAGGGAAAAUGCCGCCGCACAGCUUCCAGAAAACAGUCCCUUUCAAACUAAGGAUUUCGUGGCUAAUUGACAUAAAAUCGUAAUUCUGCUCAUAGAUUAUUUAUGUACUGUAUGUAUACAUAUUGACACAUCCAGCCCAAAGCGGGAGGUAAAAAAAAAUACUUAAAAAUAUACUAGUUGCCAAAGUACCAGAGCAUAAAUGUAUAAAUGGGCUCCCGAGUGGUGCAGUGGUCUAAGGCACUGCAUCUCAAUGCAAGAGGCAUCAUUACAGUCCCUGGUUUGAAUCCAGGCUGUAUCAGAUCUGGCUGUGAUUGGGAGUCACAUAGGGCGGCGCACAAUUGGCCCAGCGUUGUCUGGGUUUGGCCGGGGUAGGCCGUCAUUGUAAAUAAGAAUUUCUUCUUAACUGACUUGCCUAAUUACAUCAAUAUAUAUAUAUAUAUAUAUAUAUAUAUAUAUGUGCUUUCAGUAGGAUAAAAAAUAUGAAAGAAAAAAGUGGUAAACUAUACUUGACGGAAGGAACCCUUUAGGCCUGGUCAAAAGUAGUGCACUAAAGUAGAACAGGGUGCUAUUUGGGACACUGUCACGAUCAUCAUCUUCUUCGGACGAGGAAUAGGAAAGAUCGGACCAAAAUGCAGCGUGGUACGUGUCCAUGUUAAAUUUAUUACAACUGAACACUGAAUACAAAAUAACAAAAGUGAAACAACGAAAAUCAAAACAGUCCUGCAAGGUGACACAACACAAAACAGGAAACAACUACCCACAAACACAGGUGGGAACAGGCUACCUAAGUAUGGUUCUCAAUCAGAGACAACGAUUGACAGCUGCCUCUGAUUGGGAACCAUACCAGGCCAAACACAUAGAAAUACAACACACAGAACAAAACAUAGAAUGAAAAACAUAGAAUGCCCACCCCAACUCACGCCCUGACCAAACCAAAAUAGAGACAUAAAAAAGGAACUAAGGUCAGGACGUGACAGACACUUUCUAUAAUGAGAAGGGUACUGGUUAUAUUAUGCAUUAGCUUGUUGGAAAUUAGGCAAUGAGUAACCUCGUUCGCAGGCUCAAUUACAGAGAGAGCCGGCUGGUGGACAAGAUGAGUCACUCAUCCGAGGGUUCUGUAAUACUGUUGAUGGUACUGGUAACCAGACCUUGGAUACAAUUUUAUUUGUUUUCUUUUAAAUACUUUGUAUCCAUUUUAUUUAGCUGACCAGGAGUGCCAGGUGGGUGAGGUUUACACAUUUGGGACUAUUCUAUUGUAAAUCAAGUGCGUCUAAAGUAUGUGAAAGAAAACAAGCAGCGUUUUCACCAAGACCUGAUAGUGAUAUGAAUGACAGAUUUGCACAUGUCUGUGUCAAUGUUUACUUCUUAAUUCAUUUGAAUGUUGAGCGAACCUGGUAAAAGUGUGAGCAUCUGUGGCAUGAUGUUCACGUGUACAGAUGAUAAUGAUGGUGGUUUAAACCUGACAUUUGAACAUGCUUGUGUUAAUGUUUGGUUUCGAGGAAGUUGUUCUUGUUUUGAAUGUUUUGAACGUUGACGCUAGGGUAUCGUGUGAGUUGGUGGUAACGUCAGGCAUGAGCAUCUGUAUUAUGAUGGUUUUGUGAUGUAAAUGUGAUGUGGGAUCUGAAUUGUGAAUUCUCCAUUUCUCUGUGCUUUCUGAGAUCCAUUGCCUUAACUCAUAGUGCACAUAUUUAUGCUGUGUACACACCUUUCUCAUAAAAGGCUGUACUUUCCAUUUGCGAUAUUUAUCAAUUUGUUAAUGAAUUAGGAUUCUCCACCAAAUAUUGUGUUAUAGAUGUGUGUUUGUAGAAUUAUAUAUAAGUGAUUCAAAGUCCUGUUCUUCUUUACAAAAGUGUAAACUGUAUAUUUUUACUUUACAUGGUCGGCCCUGCACCAGCCAGAUUGUGUAUUUGUGUGCGCCUUCGUGUGUAUCCGUGAGUGCGCGCACAUGCUUGAAUGUGUGGGAUGGUAUUGCCAGAGGGUUUGUGUAAAGUUUCUGUUCUGGUUUAGCUCUUUAAUAGUGGAUUAUAACUGGCUGAUUGUUAACUGAACAAUUGGUCAAUAUGUUCAUUAUCCAACCCCCUUGUUGGUUUGAACUCUUUCUCUUUUCAAAAGCCAUUAAAGUAUGCGACAACGA
Messenger RNA from Salvelinus fontinalis (brook trout), 5493 nucleotides. RefSeq names its product G-protein coupled receptor 83-like. Gene Ontology annotation, cellular component: membrane. Bases 108 to 1556 code for a protein of 482 amino acids. The record is from RefSeq and is a predicted model, not a curated record. Gene Ontology annotation, molecular function: neuropeptide Y receptor activity. Gene Ontology annotation, biological process: neuropeptide signaling pathway. The transcript is spliced from 4 exons. Lineage: Eukaryota; Metazoa; Chordata; Actinopteri; Salmoniformes; Salmonidae.